Molecule: messenger RNA, 1965 nt
Organism: Seriola aureovittata
Lineage: Eukaryota; Metazoa; Chordata; Actinopteri; Carangiformes; Carangidae
Gene: atf1
Product: activating transcription factor 1
Exons: 8
Coding region: 621-1556 (311 amino acids)
Biological process (GO): regulation of transcription by RNA polymerase II
Cellular component (GO): ATF4-CREB1 transcription factor complex; nucleus
Molecular function (GO): protein binding; RNA polymerase II cis-regulatory region sequence-specific DNA binding; DNA-binding transcription factor activity, RNA polymerase II-specific
Source: RefSeq, a predicted model, not a curated record
AGUUAGCUUAAUGGCUCCCCGUAUCGCUGACGUCUAUUGACGCGGUAACUUGCGUGCCAGUGACAGAGUUACACAUAUUUGCUCAUUGAGACAAAAGCUCAUCCAUCCUGUGCACCAGAGUAGCGAAACUUACUCUGCUUGUAGCUCGAAAGCGGUUGUAUUUAACGAUUUAAACUGGUUAACAUCCGUUUAACUGAAUGUUAGCUACCGUUAACUAGCAGCGGUAACGUUGGUGAGCGCGAAACAUUCUAGUAGUAAUGACUCACGCGAUAACUUUACAUUUCAGCUGUAAACGAUUUACAGGGUUUGAGUCGGCCACUUGGUCAAAUUUAGCAUUUAACGCCAAAUAAUGAGUGAAAACAGUUAAUAGUAGACUGCCGGGCCUAGCUAUGUUCCGUAACUCCAUGUUAUCGUUAGUUGCAUUUGGCUAACACGAUUGAACCAAAAAGGAAGUCGAGUUUUGAUUAGCUAAAAUGCACACGUUUAACUUUAGAAGAAACCACUGGUUAUCUCAAAUAAGCAACCGUGAUUUGAUAUUGCCGCGGUCUGUUCCACACUGGUCGUGAAGAGUUAUUUUCACAAAAAUUGCAGAAUAAGCGCACAGGCCACAGCGGAUUACUAUGGAAGAAGUACAGCAGGGCAGCAAUGGCACUGACUCACAGACUGCCACCAUUCCCACUACCAUCACAUCCUCUCAGUUCUCACAGAUAGCCCAACAGAUGUCACUGGGUGGUUCGUCUGUGGCUGUGGUACAACUGCCAGGGGGUCAGUUUCAGGUUCAAGGAGUUAUCCAGUCUGCACAGUCGUCAGUCAUUCAGUCCCCUCAGGUGCAGACUGCACAGAUCCAGGAUUCAGAUAGUGAAGAUUCACAGGACUCAUCAGACAGUGGAGCAACAACCCAAAAGACCAGAGAAAUACUUGCAAGGCGGCCGUCAUACAGAAAAAUCCUAAAUGAGCUUUCAUCUGAGGAAGUGACACACAUUGAGGGAAAGGAUAACAGCCCAGCAUCCACAGGAGUGACAGGUGUUACAGUACCCACCACCCAAAUCUACCAGACCAGCAGCGGCCAGUACAUUACCAUAGCCGCUAAUGGCACAAUCCAGCUGGCGACUCCAGGGUCCGAAGGCAUUCAGGGUCUACAGGCUGUCACCAUGGCCAACUCUGGUGGAGCCCAGCAAAGCACCACCAUCCUGCAGUACGCCCAGACACCUGAUGGCCAGCAGAUACUGGUGCCUAGCAACCAGGUUGUUGUACAAGGUGCAGGAGGUGAGGUACAAACAUACCAGAUCCGAGCAGCGCCCACAUCCAGCUCCCUGCCUCAGACUGUCGUUAUGACCUCUCCUGUGGGACUAUCUCAGAGCAAGACUGAUGAUCCAACACUUAAGAGAGAAAUCAGGCUUGCAAAAAACAGAGAGGCAGCCCGUGAAUGUCGACGGAAAAAAAAGGAAUAUGUGAAAUGCUUGGAAAACCGUGUAGCUGUUCUUGAGAACCAAAACAAGACCCUGAUUGAAGAACUCAAAACAUUAAAGGACCUUUAUUGUGUUAAAACGGGAUAACUUGUUUGAAUACAAGACGAGGAUUGAGACGUAAUGUGGCAGCGGCACAGCUCAGCCGUUUGGACAUGUUGGGGUUUCUGGGAACACUUCAUUUCAGGCUGAGAUCCUCAAGGUUUUGUUUUUUACUCUGUUUGAUAUAAAAGUGACUUAUGAUCGCAGUGAGAUUUACUCAACAAAUAAAAAAGAAAUUGGCUGUUUUUCCACCUGAUGUUUUUUUAAAAAUUUGCUAAUGCUAUAACAUUUAUAGUUGUGUACAUUUUUAAUUCUGGGAGGUUUGAAAUUGUGAGCUUUAUCUUUGAGUCUCAGUUUCUAAAUGUAUCCUUCCUUUUCUCUUGUGUUUUUAAAAAUGUUGCUGUUGGAAUUUUUUUUUUUUUCUAACAGCAUCUGCAGAAUUUUGACUGUAUAAUUA